Daktulosphaira vitifoliae (grape phylloxera) is the source of this 699-nucleotide messenger RNA. RefSeq lists its product as uncharacterized. Gene Ontology annotation, molecular function: odorant binding. Bases 107 to 547 code for a protein of 146 amino acids. Lineage: Eukaryota; Metazoa; Arthropoda; Insecta; Hemiptera; Phylloxeridae. The record is from RefSeq and is a predicted model, not a curated record. The transcript is spliced from 7 exons.
ACUAGAACGAAUUAUUAUACUGUUGAAUUUGUGUUAGUUAAUAUUAUUGUUGAUAAAAUUUGUCUAUUAUUUACUACAUAAAAGUUUUGAAUAAUACCAAACUAAGAUGUGGAGUAAUAAAGUGCUAUGUUUCAGUUUGAUUGUUGCUGUUACGUUUGCAAAUGAAAAUGCUAAAAAUCACGUUGCUUCAAUUUAUAAAAAAUGUCAAGAAGAAGUGAAAUUAUCAAAUGAGGAAAUGCAAGGAUUUCGAUCAAUGGGAAUACCAAAAUCUCAAAACGAAAAAUGCAUGAUGGGUUGCUUAAUGAAAGAAGUAAACGUGAUUAACAAUAAAAAAUUCUCCAUCGAGGGGGCAUCAAAAAUAGCGGAAAAGUAUUACGGAUCAAAUCAACAAUUGAUGCAAAAAGCAAGAGGUAUAAUUGAAACCUGUGCUAAGAAAUCGGAAUCGGCUAGUGAUGAAUGUUCAGUCGCUGGUAUCGUAACUACAUGCAUUGUAGAAGAAGCUGCUAGAGCAGGACUAAGCGGUGGACCAGGAAAUAGUUCAACAUAAAUUAUUUUAAGAGUUGUUAAAAGUAUAUAAAUGAGUGUAAAUGUGAAAUUGAAUUUCUUUAUGGCUAUUAUAAAUAUUUAUAAAAUAUUCUUGUUUUAUUCCUUGUAGUUAAUUUUGUAUGUUUAAUAAAGACAAAAUUUGACUUUAAAGUA